AUAAUGGACUUUAAGAACUCAGUGUAAAUUAAAAAGAAAAGCUCAGAGCCAUGAAAACGAUCAUCGCUGCAUAUUCAAGGGACCUGCAAGGGAGCAGGUUGUCUCUGCGCUCAGCUUUGUGCUCUCUUCCCACUAAUACUGCUUUACCCCAGGAGCAGCUUCGACCAUGUCUCCAGCUCUUCUCCAUUCUCCAGUGGAUCUUCUCCUUUCUAGUCAUGGGCAUGUUGGCCCUUGUGAUCCUCAUUUAUCUUUUCUUCACGGAUCUUUGGCCACUUUCUGCGCUCUACCUAAGCUGGAUUUUGCUGGACUGGGACACACCUGAAACCGGAGGUCGGCGCAGUCACUGGGUCCGGAACUGGGCUGUGUGGAAUUAUUUUCGAGAUUAUUUCCCAAUAAAGUUGGUGAAGACCCACAGACUACCUCCCGGCCGGAAUUACAUCAUUGGAUCACACCCUCAUGGCAUUCUGUGCAUUGGGGCAUUCUGUAACUUCAGCACAGAAUCUACUGGUUUCUCCAAGAAAUUCCCUGGAAUCCGCCCCUAUCUGGCGACACUAGCUGGUAACUUCCGCCUGCCACUUCUGCGAGAAUAUAUGAUGAGUGGAGGACUCUGCCCGGUGAAUCGGAAGGCAAUCAGCUAUGUACUGUCUCAGAGUGGCUGUGGCAAUGCAGUGGUGAUUGUAGUGGGUGGAGCUGCCGAAUCCCUGUCGUGCCAGCCGGGCAUUACCACUGUGAUACUGAGCAGGAGGCGAGGAUUUGUCCGACUUGCAUUGGAGCACGGGGCCGACUUGGUUCCUUCCUUUUCUUUUGGUGAGAAUGAGCUGUAUCAGCAGGUCCAGUUUCCAGAAGACAGCAUUUUCCGUACUGCUCAGUGGAAGUUCCAGAAACUCUUUGGCUUUGCUCCAUGUUUCUUCUAUGGCCGUGGCAUAACAUCGAUCCAAUCAAAGGGGUUUUUGCCAUACCCUCAACCAAUUACAACUGUUGUGGGUGAGCCGAUAAGUGUGCCCAAGAUCCAGGACCCAAGCCCCCAGACUGUGGAUUUAUACCAUGGCAUGUACAAGUGCUCCCUGCUCAAACUCUUCCACGAGCACAAGACCCACUAUGGACUGGGAGAGGAUGCAGACUUACGGAUCCUGUGAGGGAUAUUGGGCACAGGGGCUGAGAGUUUGGGAUCUAGGCAAUAGUCUGUGUAAGUCUGGGGUAAGUCUGCUGUGUAGUAAGUGACUUUGGGGACACUGAUUACAUUGUUGCGAGGUAGUGAAUGAAGUCAGUUUUAUCAAAGCCAUGCUGUUAAAUGUAAAAAAAUGAAAAAUCCGAAUUUAUUUUUAAAAGAAGACCAACUGCAAAUUGUCUUAAAAUAUAAUAAUCGCCCACAAAAUGCUAUUUUUUAUGUAUAUAGAGCCAUACCUUGCCUUGAUUAUAGGAACAGAACUGCUAGUUACUACAUUCGAAGGAGUGGUUCACUUUUAGGUUAACUUUUAGUAUGUUGUACAGUAGAAUGGCCAAAUCUAAGCAACUUUUCAAUCGGUCUUCAUUA
Messenger RNA from Xenopus laevis (African clawed frog), 1534 nucleotides. RefSeq names its product diacylglycerol O-acyltransferase 2-like 6 L homeolog (gene dgat2l6.L). NCBI's taxonomy places the organism in Eukaryota, Metazoa, Chordata, Amphibia, Anura, Pipidae. Gene Ontology annotation, biological process: triglyceride biosynthetic process; lipid metabolic process. Gene Ontology annotation, cellular component: endoplasmic reticulum membrane. The coding region runs from base 51 to 1136 and encodes 361 amino acids. The record is from RefSeq and is a predicted model, not a curated record. Gene Ontology annotation, molecular function: acyltransferase activity, transferring groups other than amino-acyl groups. The transcript has 8 exons.